Adineta steineri is the source of this 6207-nucleotide messenger RNA. NCBI's taxonomy places the organism in Eukaryota, Metazoa, Rotifera, Eurotatoria, Adinetida, Adinetidae. The record is from the annotation of a GenBank genome assembly.
AUGUUCACUCAAGGAACUUCAUUAACUUCAUCAUUUGCUCAUAAUUUACGUAAUUUAACUAUUAUAUAUAAACCUAAUGCAUUUAUCUACCAUUUUUGUCAAACAUCCAAUUCAAUUAAUGCUAAACGUAUACGUUGGCAUUAUGAAUCUUUUCAUGAUUCCAAUAAUGAAUCAAAUACACAUUGUAAACAUUUAUUUAAUAAUUCUGAUUGUUUUGAUUUUUAUUAUGGACCAUCGACAAGUGUAUUAGUUGUUAAAGAACCUGAUAUGUUUAUUGGUCAAUAUACAUGUCAUAUUAAUAUAAAUUCUACAUACAAAGUAAAUUCUAUUGCAUGGAUUGAUGUUAAAUUACCUUCAUAUGAUAAAAAUGCAAAUGAUGAAUAUAUAGAAAUGUAUAAUGAAAGUGAAUUAGGAAAAUUAGCUAAUUAUCAUAAUGUACCAUUUAUACUUGAUGAAAAUGAUUUAACAUCAUUCGGUAAACGGGUACAAAUAGGUGGAAUAUUUCAUACAAAAUGUAUGUCAACCGAAACUUCUUAUCCAAUUAGUUUUACAUGGAUACAAUUAAAAAGUGCAUUGAAGGGAAUAAAAACAAUGCGAUUUAUUCAUAAUGAUGAAUAUAAAAUUAAAAUUAUAAAUAAAAAAUAUUCAAGUUCUUUGUAUAUCUAUUCCGUCGAUUUUUUCGAUCAUGGCGAUUAUAUUUGUAUUGCUUCAAAUAUUCUUGGUCGAUCAUUUUCUAGUAUACGUUCAUUAAUUGUUUCCGAACGAAUGGUUUUACCGCAUAUACAUGGUAAUCUACUAAAUAAUAGUUAUUUUGAUCUUCAACAUAGUGAUACGAAAACACUUACUUGUAUUGCUGAUGGUUAUCCUAAUCCAGAUGUUGCUUGGAUUCGAGUAUCUGAUUCAAUAUCUCUUGCUCGAAGUCAAUCAUAUGCUACUCUAAAAUUUAUUAAUGAAAUGCAUGGUGUGAAUAAAUACAUGUGUGAAGCAAGAAAUAAGCAUGGUUUUACAGUCAUUUUGAUUUCUGUUAUUAUACCAGAUAUUAAUAUACAACCAGUGUUGGAUUAUACUGAUGUACAAAGUCGAAAUGUAAAUUUAAUAUGGCAUAUAUUAAAUGAAAAUACUAAUCGAUAUAAUCAUUUUAUUGUUUAUUAUCGUACUUUAAAUUAUUUUCAUGAGAAUAUUAAUGAACAUGAAGAAAUUAUUAAUAUAGAAAAUUAUAAACAAAUUCUUGUUGAUUUAUAUACAAAAGAUCUUAAAUUUGCAUUUCGAGUCAUAAAUCUUAUUCCAUUUACAAAUUAUGAAUUUCGUGUUAAAGGUUUUAAUGGUGUUGUUGCAUCAAAUUAUUCAAAUCCAAUUUUUAUUAAAACACUUGAAAGUUUACCACAAAAAAUCGAAAAUCUUCAUGGUUAUGUAUGGAAUAAAACAUCUGUUUAUGUUCAUUGGACACCACCAAAUUCAACAAAUGGACCUAAUUUUUAUUACAUUCUUUAUUAUACAAUAAAUACGUCCAUUCCAUUUGAUCAAUGGCCUAAGAUUAAGAUUUAUACAUAUCCAUUUUAUAUUCUUCCAAUAUCAAUUUCUAUUAAUUCUCAAGUAUUUAUACGUGUUGCUACUGUUAAUGCAAAAGGUUUAGUAUUAAGUGAUUUUCAAAUGAUUAACUAUACAUUAUCAAAUAGUCAUUUAUUUCCAGUAAUUAAUAAUUUUCAUUGUUCAUUUGAUAAUCAAAAUCAAUUAAUUUAUCUUGAAUGGUUAAUUUAUCAUAAUUCUUAUAUAUUAAUAGAAAAUCAUGUUUUAUAUUAUUAUGAUACAACACAAAAUAAUGAUAAUUUAAUUCGUAUAUUAAAAAUUCCUAAUAAUUCACUAAUAAUUGAUCGUCAUUCAACAUACGAUUUAUUGAAAUAUAAAUUUAAUACUUCUUUAUUUGAUUUAAAUUAUAAUGAAUAUUAUAUUUUACGUCUACAUUUAGCUAUUAUUGAUCAAAGUCAAAAUCAAUUACCAAUGACGCCUUCGCCUAUUUAUUGUACUUUUACAAAAAAAUCUGAUAAAGAUUUUAUUCGUUUAUCUUGGACAAAACCUGAUCGUUUAUCAACAGUCUAUGGUUAUACAAUAAAAUAUCGUCCAAUAAAUUCCAAUCAAUCAUGGAUAGUACGACAAACAAAUAAUACACAAAUACUUUUAAAUGAACUUCGUCCUAUAACGAAAUAUGAAAUUAUUCUACAAGCUUAUACAAAUGCUUCAUAUACAGAUUCUUCUGGACCAUCAACGCGUAUUGAAGCGAUAACAGAUGAAACAGUUCCACUUGUUGCACCAAUUAAUGUAAGUGCACAUAUGAUUAAUCAAACAACAGCAAAUAUAUCAUGGAUUUAUCCACUUGAUUCAAAUAAUCCUGAUGAUAUAGCAUUACUUGGUGGUAUGAUUAAAGGUUUUUAUGUUAUCGUUUUUGCACCUGAUUCUAUUCAACCACCCAUUGUCCAUCGAAAUUAUGAAGGUACAAUUGGUACACAAUAUUGGGAUAUUGUAGGCAAUUUAACACCUGGUGCAACAUAUCAUGCACAAGUUAAAGCAUUUACAAAAAAAGGCGAUGGAAAACCAAGUGUAGCUUAUAUAUUUACAGUCCCAAAAGAUGAUUUACAACAUCCUCCUCUCAUGAAUUUAACCGCAUAUGUUGUUAAUGUUAACACGUUAAGUGUCACAUGGGAUUUACCAUUGAAUGUAAAUGAUAUCAAUAAAAUCUAUAUAACAGUUACUGAACUUGGUCAAAUUAAUCGAACAAUACAAAUGCAAUCAUUUGAUAAUACAAUAAAAAAAUUAGAUAUUCAAAUCAAUGAUAAAGAUCCACAUAGUAUACAUUCAAAUACAACUGUACAUUUUUCUGCUCGAUAUUCUGAUCAGAAUGGUCAAAAUUCUUCAAUAGCUGAAUAUCAACUAAAUAUUAAUAUAUUGAUAACAGUUGUGUAUAUUAUUCUACUUAUUUUUUCGACUUCUAAACCAAUUUAUAAUUCUAUUGUACGUUCGAGUAUAUAUUAUGUUCAAACACCAGGUUCAUCAAUUUAUCCAUCUCCACGCGAUGUACGUGUCGCACGUAUAAAUGAUACAACAAUACAAGUAUUUUGGUCACCAAUAUAUUAUCCACCUGUUGAACGAUAUAUAGUUCAUUAUAAUGAUAAAGCAGAAAAUAAAAAAGAAAAUCAAUGGGCACUUUAUGCUCCUAUAAAUCCUAGUGCAACAACAGCAAUUAUAAGUGGUCUGAAACCAGCUGCAAUGUAUAAUGUACGUGUUAAUGCGGAAUUUUCUAAUACAAAUAUGAAUGAUCCAUCGUAUGCAUCCGGAACAAGUCCUCGUGAAGGUGAUUUAUCAGAUAUUCAAGUAGCAGAUGUAUUUCAUCGUACAAAAUAUGUCAUUCAAUAUGACAAUCAAUUAAGUCGACCAUAUAAUAUGAGUUAUACGGAUUUAACAUCGAAUAGUGUUAAAUUAUUAUUUAAAUUUAAUGAAAUGAAUCUUGAUCCACGUCGACAAAUACAAAAACUUGAAGUGCAUUAUGAAGGUAUACAAAAUUAUGUUGAUAGUUUAGGUACAGCACGUUCUACAUCUCAUCAUAAUUCUGCUGGUCUUAUUACACUUCCACCAACACAAGGUACACGUGAAUGGCUUGUUACUGGUUUAGUACCAAAUACACGUUAUACACUAAAUUUAACUGGAACAAUAACAACAUCAGAACAAUCAACAUCAAAAAUUUAUAGUCAACCAGCAACAAUAAAUUUUUCAACUGAUUAUGAUGCACCACCCUAUGUUGAUCGACCAGAACAAGAUCGACGUAAUAUAAUCAAUGGUAAUAAUCAACAAGUUUAUUUUCGUUUACAUCGUGCAUCAACAAAAAAUGGUCCUAUUGAUCGUUAUUAUAUUGUUAUAAAUCUUUUUGAACAAACAACAUAUCAAUCCUAUGUACCACAAGAAGGUCAUCGUGAAUGUUGUUAUACUGCUGCAGUAUUUAAUGAAUCUCAAUUACCAGAAAUGUUUAUAUUAGGUGAUGGAAAAGAAACACGAGAUUGGGAACCAUUUUCCGGACGUACAUAUAAUAAUUCUCCAUUAAUAAGUACAAGUCGAAUAAAACUUGUUUCAUGGGGAUUUAAUCGUCGGAGAGAAAAUUUAACAACAUCAAGUUCAUCAAUAUCAAUAAAUGUACCUAUAAAAUCUCCUCAAACAUCAAAUGAAGAUACAUUUCAUAAUUUAUUAUGGAUAUUUGGAAUAAUAUUUUUACUUUUUUUAAUUCUUAUUAUUGUUAUUAUAUUUUCAUUAAAAUUUAAUCGAACAAAAAGAAAAUCAUUAACACCACCACCCGAAUGUGUACCAUUUGAUUUAACACCUAAAGUAUUAACUAUGGAAAUGCAAAUGCCUAUUUUACCACCGACAAUUUCACCUGCAUCAUCAGGUGACCCUGUUGAAAUACGUCGAAUACAACCAUUAACAAAUUAUGCUCCAAUACCCAUCGAAGAAUUUUCUACUCAUCUUGAACAUUUAAAAGCAUCGGAUAAUUAUAAAUUUUCUCAAGAAUAUGAAUCUAUUGAUCCAGGUGAACAAUUUUCUUGGGAAAAUUCCAAACUUGAAUGUAAUAAAACAAAAAAUCGUUAUGCAAAUGUUGUUGCUUAUGAUCACUCACGUGUUAUUUUACGAUCAAUUGAUGGUAUAAAUGGUAGUGAUUAUAUUAAUGCAAAUUAUUUAGAUGGUUAUAGAAAACAAAAUGCUUAUAUAGCAACACAAGGACCAUUACCAAAUACAUUUGCAGAUUUUUGGAGAAUGAUUUGGGAAACAAAUUCCGAUUGUAUUGUUAUGAUGACGAAAUUAGAAGAACGAAAUCGUCUCAAAUGUGAUCAAUAUUGGCCAAGUCGUGGAAUGGAAACAUAUGGAUCUAUUCAAGUUACUUUAACAGAUUUUAUUGAAUUAGCAUCUUAUAGUAUACGAACAUUUACUAUAGCAUGGACUGGUCAUCCAGAAAAACGAGAAAUUCGUCAUUGUCAAUUUACAGCAUGGCCUGAUCACGGUAUAUUAGAACAUGCUACAUCAUUUUUAAUGUUUGUUCGACGAGUAAAAACUCUCAAUCCACCUGAUAGUGGUCCAGUAGUUGUACAUUGUUCAGCAGGUGUUGGCCGUACUGGCUGUUUUAUUGUUAUUGAUGCUUUAUUAGAAAAAUUAAAACAUGAAAAAACAAUUGAUAUAUAUGGUCAUGUGACUCUAUUACGUGCUCAAAGAAACUAUAUUGUUCAAACUGAAGAACAAUAUAUAUUUAUUUAUGAAGCUAUUAAUGAAGCAAUACAAUCAGGUUAUACUGAAGUAGCAGCUCGAAAUUUAUUAACACAUUUACAAAGACUUCUACAGCCAUUAAACGAUAGUUCAUUAACGGAAAUGGAGCUUGAAUUUAAACGUUUGGCGAAUAUGAAAGCUCUACCAUCGAAAUUUAUCAGUGCAAAUCAUCCAUCGAAUAAAUUCAAAAAUCGUCUUGUAAACAUCUUACCAUAUGAAAAUACUCGAGUAUGUCUAUCACCAAUACGUGGUAUUGAUGGAUCAGAUUAUAUCAAUGCAUCGUAUAUUGAUGGUUAUCGAUUUCGGAAUGGUUAUAUUGCAACUCAAGGACCAUUAAAUGAAACAAUUGAUGAUUUUUGGAGAAUGAUAUGGGAACAUAAUGUCACAAUCAUUGUUAUGCUUACAAAAUUAAAAGAAAUGGGACGAGAAAAAUGUUCUCCAUAUUGGCCAAUUGAUCAAUCAAUACGUUAUGGAUAUUUUAUAAUUGAUCCACUUGGUGAAUAUCAUAUGUCACAAUAUUUAUUAAGUGAAUUUAAAUUAACUGAUACAAGAGAUGGUCAAUCUCGAACUAUCCGACAUUUUCUUUAUACAGAAUGGCCUGAACAAGGUGUACCUAAAGUUGGAGAAGGAUUUAUUGAUUUUAUAGGACAAGUACAUAAAACUAAAGAAGGUUUUGGUCAAGAUGGGCCUAUUGUUGUACAUUGUUCAGCUGGCGUUGGAAGAACUGGUAUAUUUCUAACAUUAAGUAUUGUACUUGAACGAAUAAGAUACGAAGGUGUUGUUGAUGUAUUUCAAACGGUGAAAUUAUUACGUACACAACGACCUGCACUUGUUCAAACCGAAGAUCAAUAUCAAUUUUGUUAUCGUUCAGCACUCGAAUAUUUAAGUUCAUUUGAUAAUUUAAUAUGA